Molecule: messenger RNA, 3799 nt
Organism: Paramisgurnus dabryanus
Lineage: Eukaryota; Metazoa; Chordata; Actinopteri; Cypriniformes; Cobitidae
Biological process (GO): protein phosphorylation; intrinsic apoptotic signaling pathway in response to endoplasmic reticulum stress; regulation of apoptotic process
Cellular component (GO): IRE1-TRAF2-ASK1 complex
Molecular function (GO): RNA endonuclease activity; protein serine/threonine kinase activity; ATP binding
Source: RefSeq, a predicted model, not a curated record
CACGUGAACGUGGAGUGGAUCAUCCUAGAGUAGAUCUCGAGUUAAAAGCAUCUCAAACUCUAAGGUUCGCAUCCUUGUCCUUCUUCGCACUCGAUCACCUUCGUUUUUACUUUCAGUUUCCUCCAGUGACUCAAAAUCUAACUACUGAAUAAGCCAAAGCAAUGGAAGACCAGGGUUUUUUGGAAAAACACUACAGCGUUUUCGUCAGUAGAGUAAAGUCUGUGAUGCCUAUCGCUGAUAAGCUGUUUAAAGAACAAAUUAUUUGCGAGGAGGAGUACUUACAGAUCAAAGCAAAGAAUACAAGUCAUGAUCAAAUGCGAAUUAUUUUGUGUCGUGUGAUGCAAAAUGCACUUAUGGCAAAGUCAUGCCUUGUCAAAGUACUGAAAGAGGAGGAGCCUUUACUUUGUCAAGAGCUUGAAGAAUCUUCCUCACAGACCUCUCCUGGAGUUCUGCAAUCUCAAGAAGCAGAUCCUAUCAGGUGGAACCGCUACUCUAUUAAGCACAGAAGUAAAAUAGAGGAGUUACUGAAAGACGGCUCAAGACAAUGGAUUGGCAGCAUCUUAAUUUCUAAAAAUGACAAAUACCUAAUUGUCCCAAAACUCAGAGGAAAACAAAUCUAUCUUGGUCUGAAAAGAGAUGGUACUGAAGUAGCCAUCAAACGAAUUAUAAAGAACAACGAAAACUUUGAAAAUGAAGUGAAGGUUUUACAAGAUUUAAAUCUUGAGAGCAAGAACAUAGUCAGAUAUGUAGACUUUGAACAGGAUGAGGAUUUUUAUUAUCUUGCGCUACAGCUUUGUGAAUAUGAUUUAGAGGGCUACAUGGAUGAGCUCCGUAAAGAAGAAACUGAAAACAAAGUUACUGCUUUGAAGAAAGUAGUGAAGGAGGUGCUUCUCGGCCUUCAGGUUCUUCACCGUGCUAAAGUGAUACAUCGUGAUAUAAAGCCUCAAAAUAUUUUGAUAGAUUCAGAAAAAAAUGCAAGACUGGCUGACUUUGGUAUAAGCCGGAGACUGGAGGAUGAUAAAAGUACAGUGUACACUGCGAGAGCUGGGACCAAAUGUUGGGAGGCAGUGGAGACCCUUGAUCAGACUGAAAAAACUGGAUACAAAAGAAGCUCAGAUGUCCAGGUUGCUGGCAUGUUACUGUACUAUAUCCUCUCUGAUGGGAAACAUCCUUUUGAAGGAAAUAACCUUUGGGAGCAAGAGGCUAAAAUUAGAGAAGGGAAUUACUCUCUUGAUAAAGUUGAUGAUGUUGUGGCAAAAGAUCUCAUCGAGAGAAUGAUCAACAAAGUCCCGGAAAAGAGACCGACCAUUCAUGAAGCCCUAAAUCACCCUUAUUUCUGGGAUGAUGUCAGGAAAAAAACUGUUCUAAGCAACCUGGGUGAGAGAAAAGAAGUUCAAUAUUAUGAGGAUUUAGGAAAACUUUACAGUAUCUUAAAUAACGGAAGUGAGAAUGGUGACGGAAAAGACCCAACAGCAGAACAGAUCACUGAGGCUUGUAAUAAAAUCCCAGCUGAAAGGAGGGAAGACAUCCUUAAACUGAUGGGUGAGGAUUUAACUAAACUUCCAAAUCUCUGCGACACUGCAAAGAAGUACACUAACGAUAAAACCUUUUCUCGCUGGAAAACAGAUCUUUCAGAGAUAUGGAAUGACAUUAGCACAAAGCUCCCGGAGGACUUGAUUGGCCUCCUACGCGCUCUGUGCAACAAAAUGAAGCAUGCACAAGAUGAAUUUUAUGGGAGGAACAUGCUCAAUCAUUUUCCAGAUUUCUUCAUAAGUUUGUAUGGGCUGGCGAAAGACCUGAGCUGGAAAAUCGAUGAUGCAGAAGAGAAACCAUGAACAAACACAUUUUUUUACUAUAUCUGUUUUUGUUUUUGUCAUUACAUUUUUUUCAAAGGAUCUUAGCAAUUGUUCACCCUUGAUAUCGUGUUGCCUUGUGUUUCCCCUGUCUUGUCUUGUGCUCUUAUUUUGAAUUUUUUUAUGUUCUGUUGAUGUCAUGUUUUCUCUGCUGUUCUAUUCUCUCGUUUGUUACCAUGGACUUUCAUUAGCUGUGUUCCAAUUCAAAGGCUAGGUCUUUCAAAAGACACGUCCUCGAAAUCGAGUACUCGUUCUUUGGAGGUCACAACCUCCCCAGUACACAAAGAAAACUGAAAUGAGACGGUCUAGCCUUCGGAGGAUCCAUAAGUUGCGUCACCUGCAAUUGGGACCCAGCGGAGACAUUUUUUGACUCAUUGCAAUAAAUAUGGAUCCCUUUGUUCUAUUCUUAGCAGUGCAGAGAAAUUACGCAUUUUGAGGCUUCAUUUUAAGCAGCCUUUGAAUUGGGAUGGUCUUACUAGCCUUCAGUUAAGCUGCUGUGAUGCAAUUGGUCUUAGAAAAGGGCGCAGCCUUUGAAUUGGGAUGCAGCUAUUGACACUCUUCCCACUGCCUAUUUGUUGUCACAGUUACUUAUUGUCUCUGCUUUGUGAUUGUUUUUUGUUAUGCAGAGCCGAACCUCACUAUACGCAUGGUACGCAAGCUGCCUAGUUCCCCGAACCACUAGGGGGCCCCCUUGCACUUAACUUUAUGCAGCACUGUGCUGCUAGAGCCAUUUGAAAGCAUAGACUGCCGCAGGGAUGAUUUAUUUUUGUAGGCCAGUACUCAAAGUUGGUGGGAUACUGGUUCCCUUGCUAAAAAACCCAUUCAUUUUCCCUUAGACUUUUGGAUAAUUGCAAAAAAAUAAGCUCUGUCAAGCUCUUAUCAAAAGUAUGACAUUUACAUGUUUUGUCCAAUUAGAGAAUUAUCAAAGAUGAACACAACUUUUAUGAGUUUUAAAGCCUAAAUGUGUUUUUAUUUCUAGAAAAAGUUGUGUCUGAUCUCACGUUACUUAAAUUUCAUUUAUCAGUCAACAAAUGCAGUUGACACGUAUAUCGAAAUGAGUCCUGAUAUAUGGAUAUGGUUACUAACAAAGCAAUCCGUGCGGAGCAGAAAAGACAAAAAGCGCCAUGAAGGAGAAAGGAUUAAGAACAUAUUAACGUUUUAAAUUCUUUAGUCUUGACUAACCAUGCAAUGGAUUUAUUACAAAUACUUUAUAGUCUUGUGUGUUUUGUUAGAAAUGCCAAUGCACACCAAUAAUCAAAAUCUUUCAUACGUGUUUUAAAGAAAUAAACAUACUGUUGUGUGACUCCUGUCAACGUUUUAAAACAAUGCAAAUUUUUACCACAAGACACCUUUUUUCUGAUUUGUAGGGAUGAUCAAAAAGAAAAGGGUAUUUUGUGCCAUUAUAGGGUUGUUGUUUACAAAUACUGUGGGCACACAUUUAUGUUCAAAUAUUUUUAAAUGUGGUAUUUAUAGGUCAAUUUUAAGCAAGUUUAUUUAAAGCUUGUCCUGAGGUGUGGCUUCUUUUCUCUUAGUAUUGCAAUGUAACUUUACAGUCAUGAAUCAUACAAAUGUAAAUCCUCUAAAUAUUAAUUUUAACAGGCUAAUGUUUACUGUAAUACUACUGUUUAAGUUGCAGUUAAAUUAAAUCUCAUUUGUUUGCUGUACAACAGAAAGGAUAAAAAGGGGAGAACAUGCUCAAUCGUUUCCCAGAUUUCUUCAUAAGUUUACACUGGCUGGCGAAAAACCUGAGCUAGAAAGUUUCUGCGGAAGUGUAGUCAUAGAAGUACACAUAGAUGUUUAGUUUUUUAGAAAAGCAUACACUGGUGAAGUAUUUUGAUUACUAUAAAUUUAAAUUCUUACCUAUAUAUGUAUUUACUAACAUUGACUAAUUUCAUAUAUGCCUAAUACAUUUUAUUUGAUGUAUAUUUAGUUAUUUUAUCGUUAUA